This is a messenger RNA of Oryza sativa Japonica Group (Japanese rice), 2511 nucleotides long. Lineage: Eukaryota; Viridiplantae; Streptophyta; Magnoliopsida; Poales; Poaceae. The record is from RefSeq and is a predicted model, not a curated record.
GUCACGUAUUAGAUUUUGAUCACUUUUGAGGGUUAUCAAGUGAACUUAUUCCGAAAAUAAAUGGAAUAAGUUCGCUUUUUGUCCCUUAUCCUGAUAUCGAGUUUAAAUCUAGUCUCUGAAUAUUAUCGGAUAUAACACAUCCCUCAUCUUUCAAAACAGAUACAAAUAUAGUCCUAUGAUAAUAUUGAAUGUGGUUUUAGGUGAUGUGGCACUGACGUGACACAAGAAACAAAAUUAAAAAAUAAAAAACCAUGCAGGAUCCACAUGUAAGUAAAACAACAAUCUUCUUUCCUAUCACCCUCUCAUUCAAUCAGGUGAAGGUGGUAGAGCAAGGAGCAACCUUGGCCCCGACAAUGGCUGCGACCUCAAUGUCAUCGGCGACUCAUUCCGGCGGUACGGUUCGCGGAGGGCAAUGUUCGCUAGCUACGAGGCGAAGGGGAACGUGGUCACCGACUCACUGUCAACCUCACCUCCUACCAAAGUUUAACGAUGUAGGACGAAACCACCUCCAAAACCAUCUGAGAAGUCGAUUUGCAAUGGUUCUAGAAGUUAGGGAACGGGUUAUACCCGGUUUUGCACUUGAGGGAUGCAAUCCAACAGGGACAUGACUUGUGGAGGCAAAAUAGACUUAUUCCUAAAAUAUUCUCACUGGCUUAGUUUGGAGUGUUAAACUUUUCUCGCAGGCCAAAUUAUUAAACAUUUUACGUGGCCAAGUUUUCACGGGCCACACAUGGCCUAUUAAUGUAUACUGGCAGUCUAAACUUCAGCCUUUAAAAUUUUCGCAUGGCCUAUUUACGAUAAGAAUUUUCACACCUCCAUCCUCAUAUUCCAAACCUCUCUUGCAGGAAAAUUUUUCCAAAGACAGGAAUCCUCAAAUAUUCCCAAUGAGGCCUUGAUUGCAGUUGCAUAUAUCAUGCCUUAAUUUGCAAACCAUGGUUUUUAGCUUUUUGGUCUCAACUUCAUAAAAAGCAGCCCUUAAUGCUCCCAGAUCAACUCCUUUUCCAUUUAAACCCACCAUAAAUCCCCUGCCGGUAACUCCCAUUACCGCAAUAUAAUAAAUAAAACAAGAACACCACCAUUCACUCAUCUCCUUCAGUUUCCACAUUCUUGACACCCUCUGGCUCACAAUCCCAUUCAGCCAUGCAAGAAGAUAACAUCAGUAAGAAAGCCAAGCUGCGAAAAUCCAUACAGCUCUUCCUCUCAAGAAACCUCAAGAAGAUCCCACCGAUUCACAUCCCCAGCUCAGCCAUCCCUGCGAAGAUCACCAGCAACCGCCUCCUCUCCACCUGCAGGUUCCCCAGAACCCCAUCGCUGCACGGCGGCGGCGGUGGCGGCGGCGACCACCGCACCACCGACGACGACGACGGCAGCAACGGCAGAGACCAGGCGGCGACGCUCUCCGACGUCGACCGCUUCCUCUUCGACAACUUCCGGUCCCUCUACAUCCACGACGGCGACAACCAUCAGCAGCGGCGACAACCACCACCAUCUCCGGGGAAAUUCACACAGCCAGCAGCGGCAGAGACAUCAUCAUCAAGGUCAGAGUCGGUUGCAGAAGACGCAAGAGGAACAAGCUCGGGUGAUGAAGACGACAACAACAGUAGUACGGCCAUAAUGCUGUUCUCCGUGGAUCCUUACACGGACUUCCGGAGAUCCAUGCAGAACAUAAUAGAGAUGCACCAUGGUGAGGAACCUCAGCCGUUGGACUGGGACUUCUUGGAGGAGCUGCUCUUUUAUUACCUGCAGCUCAAUGAACAAAGUGUGCACAAGUACAUUCUGAAGGCGUUCGCCGACCUUACUGCUGGAGCCCAUGUCAGCUGCCCAGCCCGUGGGAAACCGCAAUGGGCUGAUAAGAGUGUCCGGAGUAGGAAACACUAUUAGGGCACAAGAUUGUAAUGUAUUUGCUUAAAUUUUUUCACUCGAAAGUACUGAGAAUAAUAAUGCACAAAAUACAAAUCCAUAUCGUGCGAAGCCAUGUAAACUCAUGAUGUAAGGUACACUGCACAUAAAAUUAGUUUUACAACUCCCAACAUUUUUAAAUAUGUGAUGUCAUAACUUUUUAACAUCCGUAUGAAACAAAAAUAUAAAAAAUAUAAGUCAUGUUCAAAGUACCUUUAAUGAUAAAUAAAUCACAACAAAAUAUUGAUAAUUAUUUUUUUAAUAAAAUGAAUGGUUAAUAAUAUGUGUAGAAGCCAAUAGCGUCAGAUUUUUUAAAAAGAGGGUGCGGAAUGCUGGUUAAACAGUCAGAAACUCAGAAUAACCUGAAACACAUCAUCUCAACAGAAACCAUAAGGUAGGUUGGGAAUGAUUAUUGAAUCAAUUUCUGCCAUAACGAAGUAUUCCAAAUGUGUAUUAAGCUCAGGUUUCCCAUAAAAAAUAUCAAAAGAUAAUUACAUUCAAGUUAUUGAUUUAGUAAUUUACACGGACCUAUAUAUAGAGACGCGUGGGCAAUUCCCGUCAAUCCACUCUAGUUUAGCUAAUAAUGCAGUUUCACUCGCGAUGAAGAAAAUA